UGACAAAUGAACUGAAUGUCAAAAGAACGAAGGUUAGGUAGGUAGAUCGUAGAUUUAAAAUAAAAAAAGAGGAAAUUGAGGUUACGAGUACGAGAAAAUAUAAAAGUGAAAAUGAAUAUUUUAAAAAAUAUAUCAACUUUAUUAACAACAAAUAACUUACAAAAUUUCCAACAAAUUCGUAACAAAUGGCAGAAUAGAUGGAUGAUCAGAGAUGUUAAACGCAGAAAGAUGACUACUGAGUAUGCUCCUUUAAGACUUCGUAUUAACUCUCUUCGAAAAAACGAUGUUCUUCCUUCCGAAUUAAGAGAAAUUGCAGAUGCUGAAAUACAUGCUUUACCAAGAGAUUCUGCGUUAAUAAGAACCAAAAAAAGAUGUGUGAUAACUUCUAGACCAAGGGGUGUUGUCUAUAGAUGGAGACUUAGUAGAAUUGUUUUUAGACACUUAGCAGAUUAUAAUAAAUUGAGUGGUGUUCAACGUGCUAUGUGGUAGAUUUAUUCAAUAUAAUUAGUUAUAUGUAGAUA
This is a messenger RNA of Diabrotica virgifera virgifera (western corn rootworm), 521 nucleotides long. RefSeq names its product 28S ribosomal protein S14, mitochondrial (gene mRpS14). Gene Ontology annotation, cellular component: mitochondrial small ribosomal subunit; ribosome. Lineage: Eukaryota; Metazoa; Arthropoda; Insecta; Coleoptera; Chrysomelidae. The transcript is spliced from 2 exons. Gene Ontology annotation, biological process: translation. The record is from RefSeq and is a predicted model, not a curated record. Gene Ontology annotation, molecular function: structural constituent of ribosome. Bases 112 to 489 code for a protein of 125 amino acids.